Molecule: messenger RNA, 1711 nt
Organism: Jatropha curcas
Lineage: Eukaryota; Viridiplantae; Streptophyta; Magnoliopsida; Malpighiales; Euphorbiaceae
Source: RefSeq, a predicted model, not a curated record
GAUUGAGCUUUUAAACUUUGUAAGCCCAUCAUCCGCAAACAAAGGUUCUCCAUCGAACUGCUCUUGCCUUCACCAAAAUCCUAAUGACAACCAUCAAAACAGAAAAAAGAGGCAAAGAAAGGCAAAGAAAUCAAAAAGAGAUCAGAAAGAGGGGGGUGAAGGAGAAAUCAAGAAUUUGCUAAGGCUAUCACCCUCCACCCUCCUCCUUUUCCUUCUCUUUCCCCCAUUUUUCUUUCUUGGUUGAUCUUGUUCUUCUGUGCAUUACAUUUCUUUAACAAUGGAUGCAGCACGAAGAGCUAUGUGUUUAGAUGAUCCUUUUAAUCCAUUCAUUUCAACCACCUUACAAGCAGCUGGAAUUCUUGUUAUCUCCCAUUUCUUCCAUAUUCUCUUGAAACCCUUGGGACAACCGGGACCUGUUGCCCAAAUCUUGGCUGGAAUUGUGUUAGGACCCUCUUUAUUGUCUCAUAUCAAAAUAGUCAAAGAAUUCUUUCUUCAAUCUUCUUCAGCUGAUUAUUAUGAUGUAUUUUCAUCCAUAUACGGCAUACUCUUCAUGUUCUUGAUUGGUCUGGAGAUGGAUGUUCCUUAUCUGAAGCGAAAUCUGAAAAAAGCUGUCAUUGUUGCAUAUGGUGGAAUAGUUGUGUGUAGCAUCUUUGGUCUAGCUGCAUCCUUUUUUGUUAUUCGUAUAUUGAAGCUCACAGCAAACACAGCAUCUCUUGCCAAUGUGAUAAUGAUUGUUCUAGCUAACUCAGCCUCUCCUGUAGUCAUUCGCCUGGCGGCCGAACUGAAAUUUUCAACCUCAGAUACAGGAAGAUUGGCAACUUGUUCUUCGAUAAUCAAUGAAAUGUCUUGUCUACUUUGGUUGUCUUUAAUUGUUGUCUUCAUGUCAUGGAAAAUGUUUGGCAUGGCAGUUCUUUUCUUCGUAUUGACUGUGGGACUCGUUUUUGUAAACAAGUACUUAGCUGGUUGGUGUGACAAACGAAACCGGAACCAAAAAUAUGUGACCAAUACAGAGAUGUUUGGCAUCUUGUUCCUUGUCAUUGCUCUUUCAUUUCUUACUGAAGAAUAUGGAUUUAACAGUACAAUGCCUUGUUUUCUUCUCGGCUUGAUGUUCCCUCGGGAAGGAAAAACUACUCGGACAUUGACGAUUAAGCUUGCUUAUGCUGUUCACAAUUUUAUCCUCCCAAUUUACUUUGGCUACAUAGGAUUCCAGUUCAAUAUAACAUACCUGAAUAGUAGCAGAAAUAUUAUAGCAGUUGCUCUUAUGACCAUUCUCAGCAUGGGAGGCAAAAUCAUCGGCACAUUGGCUGCUUGCCAUUACUUAAGUAUUCCAACAAUUGAUGGCAUCGUCCUGUCCUUUUUACUCAACUUGAAAGGCCAUGCUGAACUUCUCGUCGUCGGUGUCCUGAAAAAGACCAUUUUGAAGACAUGGUGGGAUCAGAAUGUUCACAAUUUGGUGGUAAUGGUAGUAGUGCUUAAUACAAUUAUCUCUGGACCUAUAGUGGCUUACAUAUUAAGAAAAAAUGAAAAGUAUUUUUCUCAGAAACGUAACUUACUUGAAUUUCGCGAACCUGAGGAAGAAAUUCGAAUGCUAGCUUGUGUUUAUGGCUCUCGCCAUAUAACAGCAAAAAUUGGGCUAAUAUUCACUUUAAGUGGAUCCUCUGAAACUCCCACCACACCUUACUUGAUGCACUUAGUUGAGCUUCCCAAGAAA